CUCCAUGUGCAACAGUUCGAAGCAGUCAGUAAACUGUCAGUAGGGAAUCUUGAAGUUACACAACUAUUUCUCUCAAAAUACAAACUCGAGAACUUCAGACAAGAUUAUUACUUAGAUUUUGUUUCCAUUUUUAUUCCAAAAAAAUCAAAGCAGUGCAUUUUCAUGGAGAAAUGCAAUGAAACAUCCAAUGGCUUUAUUUUGUUGGGGUUGUUUCCUCAAACUCACACUGGCCUUCUUCUCUUGCUCCUCAUCAUGGUUGUGUUUGUCUUCGCCUCAGUGGGGAACUCAGGAAUGACCGCCCUCAUCCUCUUGGACCCCCGGCUCCACACCCCCAUGUACUUUCUCCUCAGCCAGCUCUCCCUCAUGGACCUGCUGUACAUCUCCUCCACUGUGCCCAAGAUGGCGUCCAACUUCCUCUCGGGACAGAAGAGCAUCUCCUUCCUGGGCUGUGGUGUGCAAAGCUUCUUCUUCCUGACCAUGGCCGGAUCAGAAGGCUUAAUCCUGGUCUCCAUGGCCUAUGACCGCUUUGUGGCCAUCUGCCACCCCCUCCACUACCCCAUCCACAUGAGUAAAGUGACAUGUGUGAAGAUGAUCCUGGGGUCCUGGACACUGGGCUCCAUCAACUCCCUGGCACACACUGUCUACAUCCUCCAUCUUCCUUACUGCAGGUCCAGGGCCAUCAAUCAUUUCUUCUGUGAUGUUCCCGCCAUGGUGCCUCUGGCCUGUGUGGACACCUGGGUCUACGAGUACAUGGUGUUUGUGAGCACAAGCCUGUUUCUCCUUGUCCCUUUCCUUGGCAUCACUGCCUCCUAUGGACGGGUCCUCUUUGCUGUCUUCCACAUGCGCUCAAAAGAGGGAAGGAGAAAGGCCUUCACCACGUGCUCCACACACUUAACCGUGGUGAUAUUUUACUGUGCGCCAUUUGCCUACACAUAUCUCAGACCCAAGAGCCUCCGCUCACCAGCAGAGGAUAAGAGCCUGGCUGUCUUCUACACCAUCCUCACCCCCAUGCUCAACCCCAUCAUCUACAGCCUGAGGAACAAGGAGGUCCUGGGCGCCAUGGGAAGAGUGUGUGGGAUGUUCUCCUCCAGGAAGACAUGAGCACAGCUGUACUAGCUUCUUGGUACUGCUUCUAUCCAUGACACUGGGAACACUCUAGAAAAUCACUGACCAAAAGGAGGUAUGAGACUGACAUAUGUCACUACAACUUUCAAGUGACACAUUUAUCAGUAAAAUUAAUAGAAAUAUUAUGUUGACAAUUAUAAACUCAUAUAAUGAUUAAUAUUUUAAUUGAAAACAUUAAAGUUCAUGUUAAAAUUAACAAUGUAAACAUUGAUUACAUUUUAUUUCAUACUAUUAUAAA
This is a messenger RNA of Sciurus carolinensis (gray squirrel), 1363 nucleotides long. RefSeq names its product olfactory receptor 2L13-like. NCBI's taxonomy places the organism in Eukaryota, Metazoa, Chordata, Mammalia, Rodentia, Sciuridae. The record is from RefSeq and is a predicted model, not a curated record. Gene Ontology annotation, biological process: G protein-coupled receptor signaling pathway. Bases 163 to 1101 code for a protein of 312 amino acids. Gene Ontology annotation, molecular function: olfactory receptor activity; G protein-coupled receptor activity. Gene Ontology annotation, cellular component: membrane. The transcript has 2 exons.